UCUGACAAUGCCGCUAUUUUCUAAUAAUUGUUACCAAACCCAAAUACAUUAUUACCCUAAAAAAAACUAAAUAUAUGUGGUGAGAGCAGAGUGGUUAGCCAAAGAAUAAUAACACACAUAACAAACACAGUGGUUGUGUUUGCUGAAUAUUAAAGCAGAGGCAGAAAGAACACCACAUUGCGCCUCCCUGAGUUAUCUUUUCAAAGUUCCCUCCAAUUAGCUCAGAGAUAUGGAGAGCAUUCAAAGCAUCUUGACUCCAAAGCUGCUGAUAUUGUUCUUCACGACCUUGUUUUUGUGUUCUGAACUGACCCAUUGCAGCGUAACUUAUGAUAGAAAGGCCAUCAUCAUCAAUGGUCAAAGGAAAAUUCUCAUCUCUGGUUCCAUUCACUAUCCCAGAAGCACUCCACAAAUGUGGGAGAAUCUUAUUCAGAAGGCUAAAGAUGGAGGCCUAGAUGUCAUUGACACUUAUGUCUUCUGGAAUGUCCACGAACCAUCUCCUGGCAAGUACAACUUUGAAGGGAGAUACGAUUUGGUGCAGUUCAUUAAGACAGUGCAGAAGGUGGGGCUUUAUGUUCAUCUUCGCAUCGGGCCUUAUGUGUGCGCCGAGUGGAACUAUGGAGGAUUUCCUGUAUGGUUGAAGUAUGUUCCAGGCAUCAGCUUCAGAACAGACAAUGGGCCUUUCAAGGCGGCAAUGCGUGGCUUCACCCAGAAAAUUGUCCAGAUGAUGAAAAAUGAAAAGCUAUAUCAAUCUCAGGGGGGCCCAAUCAUUCUUUCUCAGAUUGAGAACGAGUAUGGACCAGAAAGCAGGGAGCUGGGAGCUGCUGGUCGUGCAUACGUAAAUUGGGCUGCAAAUAUGGCAGUUAAAUUGGAUACGGGUGUUCCAUGGGUGAUGUGCAAGGAAGAUGACGCCCCAGAUCCCGUGAUAAAUACGUGCAACGGUUUUUACUGUGAUUAUUUCUCUCCUAAUAAACCGUACAAGCCCACCCUGUGGACCGAGACUUGGAGUGGCUGGUUCACAGAAUUUGGUGGGCCAAGUCAUCAACGACCAGUUGAAGAUCUAGCAUUUGCAGUUGCUCGAUUCAUACAAAAGGGUGGCUCACUUGUCAAUUACUACAUGUAUCAUGGAGGAACUAAUUUUGGACGCUCUGCUGGAGGCCCGUUUAUCUCUACAAGUUAUGAUUAUGAUGCUCCAAUUGAUGAAUAUGGCUUGAUCAGGGAACCUAAAUAUAGUCAUUUAAAGGAGCUUCACCAAGCCAUCAAGCAAUGUGAACCUGCCUUGGUGUCUUCGGAUCCUACUACUACUUCACUAGGAACGUAUCAGCAGGCUCAUGUAUUCUCUUCAGGGACGGGAGCAUGUGCAGCUUUUCUGGCAAACUAUCAUUCCAAGUCUUCAGCUAGAGUGACAUUUAAUAACAAUCACUAUGAUUUGCCUCGUUGGUCUAUAAGCAUUCUCCCUGAUUGCAGAAAAGAAGUAUUUAACACGGCAAAUGUUAGAGUUCAAACAUCACAAGCGCAAAUGGUGCCUACGAAUUCAAAGUUGUUCUCAUGGGAGACCUAUGAUGAAGAUCUUUCUUCUCCGGCUGAAAUUUCAGGGAUUACAGCGGCCGGACUCUUGGAACAAAUAAACGUUACCAGAGAUACUAGCGACUAUCUAUGGUACAUUACUAGUGUGGACAUUAGCUCUUCCGAAUCAUUUCUUCGAGGAGGACAGAAACCCAGUAUCAUCGUUCAGUCGUCAGGCCAUGCCGUCCAUGUGUUCGUUAAUGGGCAAUUUUCAGGGUCUGCUUUUGGGACAAGGGAACAAACUAGUUGCAAAUUUAAUGGUCCGGUCAAUCUACGCCCUGGAACUAAUAAAAUCGCUCUUCUCAGCGUAGCUGUUGGAUUACCGAAUGUCGGUCUUCAUUUUGAAACAUGGAAGACAGGGAUCAAUGGCCCAGUUUUGAUUCAGGGUCUUGACAAGGGAACCAAAGAUUUAACUUGGCAACAAUGGUCUUACCAGAUUGGGCUUAAAGGAGAGGCUAUGAAUUUGGUAUCUCCUAAUGGGUUUUCAUCUGUUGACUGGGUACAAGAGUCACUAGCUGCCCAAAGCCAGCAGCAACUUAAAUGGCACAAGGUAUAUUUUGACGCACCGGAAGGAGAUGAAGCAUUGGCCUUGGACAUGGGCAGCAUGGGAAAGGGUCAAGUGUGGAUCAACGGUGAGAGCAUAGGAAGGUAUUGGUUGGCUUAUGCAAAAGGUGACUGCAACUCUUGCUCCUAUUCUGGCACUUUCCGGCCUGAUAAUUGCCAACUUGGUUGUGGAAAACCCACCCAACGAUGGUAUCACGUUCCCAGAUCCUGGUUAAAGCCAACCAACAACUUGAUAGUUAUUUUUGAAGAAUUAGGUGGGAAUCCUUGGAAAAUAUCUCUUGUAAAGCGAACCUUGAAUACACCUGCAGUUGCUGAACCCAAAUCAAAGAAUUGAGGGGGGGGGGGGAGCAUGAGCAAGCAGAAGUACAUUGCCUCCCUGUGAAAAUUCUUGGUUCAUUGUGAUUGAUUCGUUGUAAAGGAGUGGUUUUUAGCAUGCAGUGAAUUUAAGCCUGUUUGACUUGGCAGUUGUUAGCUAGCAGACUCAAUGCAAAAUAUGAAAUGGCCCCUAAAUAGCUGAAUCUGCGAUGUUGUAUGAGAUGGCUAAAUCUACAAGACCGCUUUGAGUUUUAUUCUUAGAAGAAUGAAGAGCAUUUGAUAGAGUUGCCAUCUCUGGGAGAAUGUUAUACUUUACUUUCAAUUAACAUUGUUAAGAAGAGUUCAUUCAUGCAAAUUCAUUAGGAUUCAGACUCUGAAAAACUGAGCGAUUGGUUGUUUGGC
Neltuma alba is the source of this 2844-nucleotide messenger RNA. Its product is annotated as beta-galactosidase 5-like. The coding region runs from base 230 to 2461 and encodes 743 amino acids. The transcript has 18 exons. The record is from RefSeq and is a predicted model, not a curated record. Gene Ontology annotation, biological process: carbohydrate metabolic process. Lineage: Eukaryota; Viridiplantae; Streptophyta; Magnoliopsida; Fabales; Fabaceae. Gene Ontology annotation, molecular function: hydrolase activity, hydrolyzing O-glycosyl compounds.